AUGUCAGAUUCAGAUUCUUCAUCAACAUCAUCAAUUGAAGAACCAAUUACAAAAAAACCAAAAUUAGAACAAUUCCAAACUUUUCUUCAACAAACUCCCCCAACAUUAAUAUCAAAAAAUCCAUUAGUUUGGAUAGAUUGUGAAAUGACAGGAUUAGAUAUUUUUGGAGACGAUCGAAUUAUAGAAAUUUGUUGUUUUAUAACAAAUGAAAAAUUAGAAAUUAUAGGAGGUGAAACAAAUUUUUUUGAAAGUACUAUAUAUUAUCCAAAAUCUAAAUUAGAUAAAAUGAAUGAAUGGUGUUUAAAAACUCAUGGAGAAAGUGGAUUAAUUGAUAAAAUUUUGUCGAAUCCAAAUUUAACAUUAGAUAAAGUUUCCCAAAAUCUACUAACUUGGUUAAAAAAAAACAUAGCCGAACCACAAUCUGCAAUAUUAGCAGGAAAUACAAUUCAUAUGGAUAAAUUUUUUAUGAUGAAAGAUUUUCCUUUGGUUGUUGAAUUUUUAAAUUAUAGAGUAUUAGAUGUUUCAUCAAUAAUGGAAUUUGGUAAAAGACAAUUUCCUCAACUUAUGGAAUUUCAACCUCCUAAACAACAUUUACAUACUGCUAAAUCUGAUAUUUUAGAAAGUAUUAAUCAAUUAAAAUGGUUUAGAGAUAAUUAUUUUAAACUGAGUGAUGAAAUUGACAAACAAUUGGAAAAAUUAAAAGAAAAGUAA
This is a messenger RNA of Lodderomyces pseudojiufengensis, 711 nucleotides long. It is a transcript of the gene REX2, whose product is annotated as Rex2p. The record is from RefSeq and is a predicted model, not a curated record. The transcript has a single exon. Gene Ontology annotation, molecular function: 3'-5'-RNA exonuclease activity; nucleic acid binding. Gene Ontology annotation, cellular component: mitochondrion. Lineage: Eukaryota; Fungi; Ascomycota; Pichiomycetes; Serinales; Debaryomycetaceae. Bases 1 to 711 code for a protein of 236 amino acids.